AUGGGUGGGGAUGGGGAUGAGGAGCGCAAGGUUUACACUUUGGCCCAAGUUUCUGAGCACAACAACUCCAAAGAUUGCUGGCUUAUCAUUGAUGGCAAGGUUUAUAAUGUCACAAAGUUCUUAGAUGACCACCCUGGUGGUGAUGAUGUCUUGUUGUCUUCCACAGGGAAAGAUGCCACUGAUGACUUUGAGGAUGUUGGUCACAGUAAGAGUGCUAGAGCCAUGUUGGUUGAUUUAUAUGUUGGAGACAUUGAUCCAGCAACCAUACCGGCCAAGCCUAAGCAAACUCCUCCAAAACCACUUCAAAAUAAUCAGAACACAUCAUCAAAUUUCCUGAUCAAGAUGCUGCAGUUUAUAGUUCCCCUGAUUGUCUUGGGUGUUGCGGUUGUUUUCUGCUCCUUAAAGUUCUGUCUACACAAAGCAUUGUCAAUGCCAAUUAGUGCACUUGGACUACUGGUUAAGUUUUUGAAAAUGGGAAGCAUCAAAAGAGAGAAAAGGGUGUUAAAACUUGUUCAUCCUGGUAAACAUAUUGAGGUUCACAGAGAGCCAGUAAGAGCAGAAGAGGUCAUGAAAAAGAACCCUAGACACUGCAUAACUAGGCCAGAUGUUUUUAAGUUCCCAUGGAUUGUGGUCAAACCUGAGUCAGUUUUGCUUCCGGGGAGUGUCUUCCUCAUUGUCCCCAAUCACACAAUCUAUGACCUGUUGAAGGCCACCACAUCACAAAGCAUUAGCUUUCAAUCACAAGAACAAUCACCCUUUUCACAACAAAACCAACGACUCAAACAAGAUUAUCAUGACAGCUCUUAUAAUGGGAUAAAUUCCAAACCCCAGAUGCACAAUCAAAACAUCAGGCUUUCAUUCCUUUCUCCUAUCUCCCAAAGAAACUCUAACAUUGUAAGUGAGACAUUGUCUCAAGACAUGGAAAAUGUGUGCACAUAUCGUGAAAGAUCACAAAACCAAUCCCAUUUUGAGAUUUGGCCAAAAGUGGCUAGCUAUGAAGAAAACAGCCAGAAGAGAAUGGAACUAAUAGAUGCCUCAACUUUUGAGUUUAGACCUUAUUUCAAGGCCUUGAAAUAUUAUGAAAAGUACUAUAGCAUGGACAUGAGGACUGAAAUGCAAGACCUCAAGAAGAAUGAUGUUAACAUAGAGUUUGUGUCAAGUGAACAAGUUACCUUACUGAAAUCUUGUUUAAGGAGACCAAAUAGCAUGCGUAAGAAGCUUAAGCUUAAGGUGUCAUUCAACAUACAAAUCAAAAACCAGUGA
Sphenostylis stenocarpa is the source of this 1263-nucleotide messenger RNA. The record is from the annotation of a GenBank genome assembly. Lineage: Eukaryota; Viridiplantae; Streptophyta; Magnoliopsida; Fabales; Fabaceae.